Messenger RNA from Linum trigynum, 654 nucleotides. NCBI's taxonomy places the organism in Eukaryota, Viridiplantae, Streptophyta, Magnoliopsida, Malpighiales, Linaceae. The record is from the annotation of a GenBank genome assembly.
AUGCCACCUCCUCCUUCAAGGUGGAGAGGCAAAUGCGAGUUCAAAGGAUCAUACUGCAACAACAAACUUAUUGGUGCAAGGUCAUUUGAUCUUGUAGCUAAGACAAAGAACGGGACAACAAGCUCACCUGUCGACGAAGAUGGACAUGAGACUCACACGUCAAGUAUAGCUGCUGGUAGCUUUGUUCAAAAUGCCGAAGCACUUGGAAAUGCAAAGGGAACUGUGGUUGGAAUGGCACCUCAUGCUCAUUUAGCAAUGUACAAAGUGUGCUCUGUUGAUGGCUGUGCUGGGAGUGACAUACUCGCUAGCCUUGAUGCAGCUAUCCAUGAUGGAGUUGAUGUGAUCUCAAUCUCAUUAGGGGGAGACCCAGGCACUCCAAUGUAUGAGGACACAAUUGCAAUCGGGACAUAUGCAGCAAUGCAGAAGGGGAUAUUCGUCAGCUCUUCUGCUGGAAAUUUCGGUCCUUUCAAUGGUACGGUAUCUAACGAAGCCCCAUGGUAUCUCUCGGUGGGCGCAAGCACGGUAAAUAGGAAAUUUUAUGUCUCCGCCAGGCUGGGAAAUGGCUUAGUACUUGAAGGCGAAUCCCUUUCAAGAGACUUCAAUCCAACAGUAGCAUGGCCUACAUUGAAGCUGCCAAUAUCAACGGUCGGCUAA